UAUGAACUGACUGUUUGUCUAUGGCACUUAUCACAGCUGCCAUAACUGGAAAUAUGCUGAAUGCUUCGAAAAUUCUUUCAAUCCGCAAACAAAGUAAUCAAUGAACCAAGAAGUGCUUCGACUUUCCAAAAAGCUAGAGACAAUCCUUGAUAAACUAGAUGAAAACCAACGAUAUAUCAUUGGCGUAAGUGGUGUACCUGGGUCUGGCAAAACUACGUUCGUAAAUAAGUUUGUUGAAGAUUUCAACAAACAUCAUCCGGGAGACACUGUGGUAGCUAUAUCCAUGGACGGCUUUCAUCUGCCAAAAGCAGCUUUAGACAAAAUGAGCAACCGGGAAGAGGCUUAUCUUCGUAGAGGUGUACAUUGGACGUUUGAUCCCGAAGGCAUUAUUCAACUUAUCAAAUCCUUGAAAGCUGAUACUACCAAGACCAUAAUGGCACCGACUUUCGACCAUAAAAUUGGAGAUCCCGUUAAAGAUGGCAUAUGUAUAAAACCAAAUCAUAGAAUUGUAAUCAUAGAAGGUAUUUACUUACAUCUGAAGAGUCCUGAACCCUGGGAGCAAAUACCUCUUCUGUUAGACGAAAAAUGGUUUAUUCCUGUAGACUUGGAAGAAGCACGGAGAAGAGUAGGCAACCGGCAUUACGAGAGUGGCAUUGAAAAAUCAGUGGAGGAUGGUAUCAAACGGUACAACAACAACGAUUUAUUAAAUGCAGAGUUCAUUCUAAAAAACAGAUAUACAGAUGCCGAAGAUAUAAACAUAAAUUUACAAUAAUUAUAAGUAAUAAAGAUAUAGUAUAA
This is a messenger RNA of Mycotypha africana, 798 nucleotides long. RefSeq names its product P-loop containing nucleoside triphosphate hydrolase protein. Gene Ontology annotation, molecular function: kinase activity; ATP binding. The transcript is spliced from 2 exons. Bases 101 to 772 code for a protein of 223 amino acids. The record is from RefSeq and is a predicted model, not a curated record. Lineage: Eukaryota; Fungi; Mucoromycota; Mucoromycetes; Mucorales; Mycotyphaceae. Gene Ontology annotation, cellular component: cytoplasm.